[Torrubiella] hemipterigena is the source of this 2932-nucleotide messenger RNA. The record is from the annotation of a GenBank genome assembly. Lineage: Eukaryota; Fungi; Ascomycota; Sordariomycetes; Hypocreales; Clavicipitaceae.
UCUUAAACGUGUCAGCCCCGCCACCCUCGGAGUCCAGUUGUCUCUUCUCUUAUUUUACGCAGUACUACUCGAUCUGUCCGCAAUGGCAUCGUUUCUAGAUCAAUUCAUCGCCUUUGGCACGGAUGCUGCUGGACUGGAAAGAACUAUGAGAUUUAUUCAGUCAAUCGCCAUAAUAGUUGUGUCUUAUCCGGUGCUGCUCAGUCAGCUGCUCAGCACUCACCCUGUUGCGAAGCAUGCUGUCUACUUUCUUACGAUACGGAAGCUGAUGGACUGGCUCAAUGUAACGAGACGCUCGCUACGAACCUUUAGAUUUCUUGAAUCUUGGAAGAAGAGCCAAACAAUGUACGAGUCCCAGGCUGCUAAGAGCAUUGAGGAUUGGCUGGACAUAAUUUCGGCGUCCACUAUGGGAAUGUACGGCAUGCUUGAGACUGCUACAUUGGUUGACGUGUUGCGCAUUGAAAAUCUUUCCAUAUUUGGUCAAGAGCGCAGUGUGACUCUCAAUGAACGGGCACAAAUGUUCUGGCUCGUGGCUCUCUAUUCUGCCGCCUUGGGCUCUGGUAUUAAGCUACUCCGUCUGUUCGCCUACCGCGCUGUCCCAGACUCAGGUGCCGGCUUCGCUGGUAAAGAUUCCAAGAACGAUGAAAAGAAGGCGAAGAAUGAGAAAAAGUCAGCUGAAGAGCGUCAGAAAGAACGUGAGGCCGCGAACCGUGAGUUCAACGGCAAGGUUUCGCAGCUUGGGCUUAAGAUGCUUGCUGAGGUACUGGAUCUUGUUCUUCCUACGGCAUCACUCGGCCUGAUGAAGAUCUAUCCCGGAAUCGUUGGCAUUGCCAUGCUAUGUAGCACGGUGAUUACGGGCCGGAACGUCUGGAUUAGAUGUGCACAGAAGCUACCGGCUUAGAAGGUGUGUAAUGACCUAUUGACAGGGAAGGUCUGAUGUGUGUCUUUGUGGAUUUCGCUAUAUAUGCUAGGGUAUUCAAAAAGCAGUUCUACCGUCUAGUUCAGGGAGAUAAGCCUCUAAAUAAUGUCAAAUUCGGCCGUAAAUGGUAAAUUUACCAGUGCCCACUUCAACCCUCCAGCCGUCUUGUAUCAAGGCCGCAGCAACGGCCUUUCGAAGUGGCGACACGCCUCCUGCGCUGUGGCGACCAACGCCCGUGAUUAUGAUUAAUGGAUGCUGCUUUGCCUUUUGAGACUUCAUGUCGCCUAGAUUUUGCCACCAGUUAAGAGACUUUUGGCGUGCGAUACGAACACCAUCCUGGACAAAGACGCCGUGUAGGUCUACCUCACCAGGUCGGCUUUGUUGAUCUACUAGUAAAUCUGCAGCGGUUGAAGUUGCUUGGGAGGCGGCCCGACUGUGCUCUUGCGCCCGCUCAGAGUAUACGACGGCGGCUUGUCGAAAGAGGGGGUUGCUCGCACCGUUGCGAUACAUCUGAGCAGCUGAUGCUCCAGCUUGUCGUCGCUGAAGAUUGUGAGAAGCAGAUAGUUGUAAUGCCUGAGAGAGAUUCACUGCUGGAGUUUGGGGCGACGCUAGGGAUGGUAGCAUGUGCUUGGCUCUUGUUGUCUGGGAGGUAGAUUUGAUAUCGGACUCUCCUUCUAUAUCGUCGUAGGGCAGCGGUGUCAGCCUCGUACCAAGAUUCAACUUUUGGCCCUUCGACCGUCUAGCAAAUUCCUUGUUCAAAAGACCUGCUAAAUCUUCAGAGAACUGGGUGAUGUUGCUUGUUGACUGAACAAUACGCUCAAGAUAUUUCUCGGGCACAUGGCGAUAUUUUCUGCCAAGUACCACUGACUGUGUUUUAAUAUCAUCAGAGGGCGAUAUUGAUUCAUGCACCUCUUCCUCAUUAAUGCAUUGGUCGAGAAGAGCUAUAGCGCUUAAGCUCAAGGACCUAUUGUUGGUGUAAAAGACAUCUGCUACCUCGUCAAUUGUGCGAUUUAAAUGCUCUGCAAGAUAGCUGAUAUUAGUUUGGUCUUGGCAAGUGACACUGUUAGCAAGAGGAUGCAUACUCGGCUUAAAACUGCUUACCUUUGACCUCGCUCAAGUAUAUUCCUAGGUCAUUCUCAUCAGUGGCCCGGUCUGUCUCCCUGGUGCCAGGGUUUGUGUUUGCUUUAUUCUUUUUCUUUUUCUUGGAUUUCUUAGAGGUGUCCUGAUCCUCAUGGAAAAAGCCAUCGAUGCCCUUGACUUGCUGUCCUGUAGCUUGGAGAUACUGUAGAUUCAACAGAUCAUCCAGCGCGUCCUGGAAAUCGCCGUGAUUCUUUUUCAAAGCAUACUGUAUGUCAUAGGCUUUGAGGCUGGCAAACAUUGAUGAAAGCUGGUUGAGCUUGCCUUGCUCUGUUUCAUUAUUAAAAGAAGUGAGCUGAGGCAUGAACCAAUUUCCAUCAUUCUCUGACAUAGGUUGGCCAGCGCUUGAAGAGUCUCCUCGUGGAGUUUGAGGGGUCGGUUGUGUUGCAAUGGUAGAGGAUUGUGUAGAGUCUUCUCUUGUGUGACGGCUAGUGUCAUCUAAUGACUCUAUAAGUCCACUAGGAUUGAAACCAGUAGCUUCUUCAGCCGGAACAUCUUGCGCUAGGCCACUGAGGAUAGUACGCGCUCCUUCAUAUUCAGCCGCGUUUGUCAAAUCAUGAUCGCCUGCAAUAGCCGCAACAAGGGAUUCGUCUAACAAGGUUCGAAACAGCUCCUGAGAUCGGUUAGUGAUAAUGUAGUCGCAAUGAUAAUAGUAAGAUUGGACUAACUACUAGCUCAUCAAGCUUGUCUUGCUGCGUCUCAAGCAUUGCUGCGAUGUCGAGAAGUCGAUAUCUAGGCCAGCGUUCCUCGACUCAAAACGAACAGCUAUUGCUGGUAUCUCAUGCUUAAUGACUGGUGCUAGAAAAUCGAACAUGCGUAUGGAAGUUUCAAUUAAAACAUCAAAGUUGAUGUGCUCGGUACAGAACAAUGCAUUGGCUU